Molecule: messenger RNA, 4518 nt
Organism: Adineta steineri
Lineage: Eukaryota; Metazoa; Rotifera; Eurotatoria; Adinetida; Adinetidae
Source: the annotation of a GenBank genome assembly
AUGAGUGAAGAUAGUGACGAUUCAAUGUGUAUAGAUCCGGAAAUUCUAAAAAAAGAAUUAGUUAUUUCAUUACCAAUUUUAAGUGAAGCUGAUAUUCAAAAGAUUUUAAAUGGCGAAGAAUCAUCAUCAACAGAAGACUCAGCAUCAUCAUCAGAUGAAGUUGAAAAAGAUAAAAUAUGUCCUAAACGUGAUCAACGACGUUUAAGUUUAUUAAAUGAUCCAAAUUAUGGCGUUAUUCUUUAUUUAAUGGAUAAAUUUCGUUUACCUUUAAAAUUAAAAAAAUAUCCAUUACGUAUAUUUGAAGAUAAUCUUAUAAGUGAUCAAGAAAAACUUAGUGGACGUUAUGUUGAUCUUCAUUUGACAUUACUUAAAAAAAUUUCAGCAGGAAAAAAUAUUGGACCAGCUCAGUUUGGAUCAUGCAUGACAAAGUUUGCUUAUCGAUUUAAUCGUGAUGAUGGUGAUCAUUUAGAUGAAUUUGGUUAUCCAAAAGCAAGAAUUGAAACUAAACUUCGAGUUUUAAAAGAUUUAUUAGAAAAACAAUUUGAUCGUAAUCAAGCUAUGAAAAAUGCCGUAGCUAAUAAAACUUCAUCGGAAUUAUGUUCAAAACCAUUUGGUCGAGAUCGAUUGGGUGCAUCGUAUUGGUUAAUUCUGGGUGUCGAUGGUUUCAUACGUUUAUUUCGUGAAGAUAUCGAUGCUGAUCGUACAUGGAUAACUUUAGCCAAAAAUUCACAAGAAUUAGAAAGUUUAAUUAAACUUCUUAUAAGUGAUUAUCGUGUACGAAAAAAAUUUCCUGAAUGGAAAUUUUCUUAUGAAUCUUUUAAAUGUGUAACACCAUCAAGUGCAUUUGAAGAACAUUAUUUAUCUAAUUUAGCUGAUAUUGAAAAGAAAGAUGAAAUAUUAGAUGAACUUAAUUCUCCAUCAAUACGUAUUGGUUCAGAUUUCAUUAAAACAGAACAUAUUGAUUUACAUCCUAUUGUUAAUCUUGAUCGAGAUUUACCACCUGCAUCUCCAUAUUCAUCUUUUAUGAUAAAAAAUACAAGAAUCUCGAAUUUCUUUGAUUUAACAUCGGAUCAAGAAUCGAUCAAUUCGAGUGAAAUUCAUGGCAAUCGUUCAAAUGCUUCAUCACCAUCAAAUAAUACAAGAGAUUCUACAUAUUCUGCUGGAUGUGUACAAGAAUUAAAUAAUAAAUCUGAGAAAAAUGCCGAAAUGGACACAACAAUGAAGAAAAUUCAAGGUAAUCAUUCUAAUGCUUCAUCACCAUCAAAUGAUACAAGAGAUUCCGCAUAUUCUACUGGAUGUGUACAAGAAAGAAAUAAUAAAUCUAAGAGAAAUGACGAAAUUGAUGAAAUAAUAAAGGAAAUUCAAGGCUAUCGCUCAAAUGCUUCAUCUCCAUCAAAUGAUACAAGAGAUUCCAUAUAUUCUGCUGGAUGUGUACAAGAAUUAAAUAAUAACUCUAACAAAAACGUCGAAAUGGAUACAACAAUGAAGAAAAUUCAAGGAAAUCGUUCAAAUGCUUCAUCACCAUCAAAUGAUUCUAUAUAUUCUGCUGGAUGUGCACAUGAACUAAAUAAUAACUCUAACAAAAACGUCGAAAUGGACACAACAAUAAAGAAAAUUCAAGAAAAUCGCUCAAAUGCUUCAUCACCAUCAGGUGGUUCCAUAUAUUCUACUGGAUGUGCACAAGAAUUAAAUAAUAAAUCUAAGAAAGAUAAAGAAAUUGGCACAACAAUGAAGAAAAUUCAAGGAAAUCGUUCAAAUGCUUCAUCACCAUCAAAUGAUUCCAUAUAUUCUUCUGGAUGUACACAAGAAUUAAAUAAUAAAUCUAAGAAAGAUAACGAAAUUGACACAACAACAAAGCAAAUUCAAGAACGACAUAAUCAUAUUAACGAUACACAAGCAAUCAUAAUACAACCAUCGUUAGAACAAGGAAUAAAACGUAAAUUAGUCGAUUAUGAUUCUAGUGGAAGUGAUAUUGAAGAUACUGAAAAGAAAGAUGAAACUAAUCAAGGUUCUCAUGAAACUCCAUCUAAGGAAGAAACAAAGAAUACUGCAGAUUUACCGAUUGCAUUACGACGAUCAAGACGAAGACGUAGAACAUGCUUUAUUCAACUUUCUCCAGAUUCAUCAAGUCCAAAUCAAUCUCUUUCACAAAGUUCAACAGAGAAGGAAUACUUGACUGAAAAAUGGAAACGUUCUUAUCAGUCAUUUAAAACAAAUGGUCAUCGUAAACGUUCAGCUGGCCGAGGUCGUCCUCGUGGUAGAGCAUCAAAGCAUGGAUCUUCAUCAACAACAUCCGAUGAUCGUCAGCCAACUGACGAUGAUGAUGAUUUUGAGUUGUCUAGAGAUUAUUUACCUGAUAAUGCAGAUUUAGAUUUACUACUUAAUGGAGAUCUAGUAGAAGAUGAUGAUGAUGAUGAUUAUCUUCCAUGUCAUACAGCUAAAACUGUAGCUAAAUGUUAUGAACAAUCUCAAUAUCUUCGAAAACCAUGUUUAAUAUGUUCACAAGCUGAUAAUCCAGAAUUAUUAUUAUUAUGUGAAGAUUGUGAUGAUGCAUAUCAUUUAGAAUGUCUUAAAUCAAAUUUAAUGUCAGUACCAAAUGAUGAUUGGUAUUGUCCAUUAUGUGAACAUAAACGUUUAUGUGAUGGUUUAAUUGAAAAAUUAAUUGUACUUAUAAAAGAUGAAGAAAAAUUUGAAUUGAAACGUACAUUAACUCAAUCAAAACGAAGAAAACGUUUAACUAAUGUUAUGGUUAAUGUUGACCGAUAUGUUAAACAACCAGUUAUUGGUGAACGAUAUGUUAAACCGCCAGUUAACGGCGAACGAUAUGUUAAACCACCAAUUAAUGGCGAACGAUAUGUUAAACCAGCAGUUAAUAGACGACAAGUCAAUGUUAUUAGUUCAAGUGAUAAUGAUAAUGAUAAUGAUAUAGACAAACCUAAGACGACAACAAAUUCAAUAAAUAAGAAUGAUAAAACUACUACUGCCACUACUACUACUACUAAUACUAAUAAUAAUAAUAAAAAGGAUGAUGAAGAUGACGACGAUGAUGAUGAUGAUAGUGUUUAUGGACGUAAAAAUGACGAGAAUCGCAAGCCUCCCGAUGAAAAAGAAGAACAAACAGGAAAACGUCAAGUACGAUCAUGUCGACGAAAAGCAAAAAGUUAUUGUCUUGAUGACUUUGAUAAAAAAUUUAAAGAUGCUAUGGUUGAUGCUGGAAUCAAUAAAGAAUUAGUUGAAGAUGAUGAUGAUGAUGAUUCAGAUGAUUCGGAUGAUAUGAGUUUUAAACGUAAAUCAGCAAAAAAACGUGCUCGUUAUGAACGAGAUGAAGACUUUGAUGCAUCCAAUAGCAAGAAUGAUACGGAUUUAGUACGAAAUCGAUCUCGUACUAUAAAUGGUGGUAGUCGAAGUGAUGUAAGAGAUCAUGAUGAUCAUGAAGAUUAUAAUGAUUUUAAUGAUUCUGGUGUGAGUGAUGAUGAUAUUGCUUGGAUAAAUAGACGACAAUCAUCAACAUCAUCAAUAGCAAAAAGAAAAUCAGUCUCAAAACCUAAUCGUAGCAAUAUUCAAAAGUCGCCAAGUGUAUCCAACGAUGAUACUAUUCCUUAUACAAUAACACCAAGCAAUUCACCACCACCACCAAUAACCACAAUUAAAACUGAACCAACUAUUCCAUAUCCUAAAAAUUCAUUUGAUACAACUGGAUUUGGUCAAAAUUUACUCAGUACUAAUGAAGUUGGUCCAAAUUUAUUCGAUAAAAAUAAAUUUGGAAGAAAUGUAUUUGGUAUAAGUGAAAUAGGUCAGAAUAUAACUGAGAAAGCUGACACUAAUGGUAAGAAAAAAGGUGCUAGUGAGAAAAAACCACGAACACGAAGACGAACAACAACUAAAAAAAAGAAAUCUCUUAUUCAACAAGAAAAUAUUAGUGAUGAAGAAAAAGAGGAUGGUCCUUUACCACCUAAACAUAGACCUGCUAAAAAACCACAUGAUAGUAAUGAAUCAUCAGUGGAAGAUGACGAUGAUUAUGAUAAAUUAGCACAAAAACGUCGAUUAGUUAAUCAGGGAAGAGCUAUAACACGUACAAGUAUAACAACUCGUAUUAAAAAAUUAGUUGGAGAUGAAGAUGAUGAAGAGGAAGAGGAAGAGGAAGACGAAGAAGAAGAUGAGGAAGAUGAAGAAAACAAUGAAAAGAAUGAAACUUCAGAUAAACCAAAAAAGAAUGCUAAGAAAGAUUCUAAAAAAAAAGUAACAACAGAUAUAGAAAAUAAUGAAAUACGUUUAUCUGAUGAUGAUGAUUUUCCGGAUGAUCAAGAAAUAUUGAAAACAACUGGUUUAAUCAAUUUAAAACGACCAUUAAGUGCAUCCCAAGCAGCUGCUUUUCGAGUACCAUAUAUGCCUACUGUACAAUCAUAUCAAUUUACAAUGAUUGAUCCAACAGCACAUUUUGAUUUUACAUGUCCAACUGAUGAACCGAGUGAUCCGAAUCAAGCGAAUGGUGAUGCCACUCUCCCAACACCAACUUAA